AUGGCGAGCUCACGUUUAAAAUUGAAAACUCCAUCGCAAUACCAUAUCAUUCAUGACCCCAAAGGAGAAACAUAUGCCCAGCCUAUUUCUGGAACUGCCAUUCUUAGUACUGGUUUCGCCCAACCCGAGGCUUCAAAUCAAAAUGUGCUUCAUAUUUGCCUGAUUUGUGUUCUCACGACCACCGACAAGAAAAGCAGAGUGGAAAGAAACUUGUUGGCUCGUUUCACUCGAUGGAAGUCGGAGAAGCAGAAUUCGCUUCGAAACAGUGAUCUAGUACGGUCCUACUCGGUCAUUGAAGAGUUGACUCUCCAACCAUUUGCAAACUCUCGCGGACAGCUCCACUGCAAUAUUCCCUUUUUUCUGCCAGUUUAUGGGAAUAUACCCGGCACAUCGAUGACAGACAUCGGAGGAAUAUCAUACUACCUUGUUGCAACUCUGAAUACGGGAAACGGCACAGACGCAGAAAUUACCCACCAACAGAUAAAGAUUACCCGUCAAAUCUUGCUAGAACAACCUUCACUUCAGCAUAUUCGGAACUAUCCUGCCUUGAAUCUCAUUACUAAGAUUAUCCUCACACAGGAUAUCGAUUCAGCGACGCACUCCAAAAUUCCAGUCAGUGCUAAGGUGUUCGUCCGACCGGCGAGACCCGCGGAUCGCCCAAUUGAAUACCGAUGCGUGGUAGUACGUGGAAUUCGAUGGCGAAUCGAGGAAUUGACCAAGGUCUUCAGCCAUUCACCAAAUGAAGGGACAAGUUACCAGCCAUGCCAGCCCAUUGCAAGCCGAUGUUCGACCAGUGUGAUUUCCAAGGGACUGCAAAAGGGGUAUUGGAAAAUCGAGCAAGAUUCUAUGAAACGAGGAUCUUCGCUGCGGCAUGCAGAUCCAUCAGUUGACAUUUCACUUGAGAUAUCGCUGAACAGAGAAUUUGAUAUCCCUUCGGCAGUUGAUUUGAGAUGCUAUGAUGCCUUUUCGACACCAACGAGCAAUUUGAGUGCCAGUUUGAAAGAGAUUGAGGUUCUUACAACAAAAGAUAACAUGAUGAUCACUAUCGAACAUUGGCUGAAACUCGAUAUAUUGAUGUCCGAGGAUACGUUUUGCCUCGAUAAACAUAAAUUGGUUGAUCGGAGACCUCUACAGACUGCACUUGACGCGUCAUUUCCUCUCCAAAUCACCGGAAGCGUCAGGGGAAAUUUGGAAGUCGAGCCGAAUGAAGUCAACCCGCCCUGUUACAAUGAACUUCCUAUCUCCCCUCCCCUUUAUAUGCAAGCAACUUGA
Messenger RNA from Penicillium waksmanii, 1272 nucleotides. RefSeq lists its product as uncharacterized. The record is from RefSeq and is a predicted model, not a curated record. The coding region runs from base 1 to 1272 and encodes 423 amino acids. The transcript has a single exon. Lineage: Eukaryota; Fungi; Ascomycota; Eurotiomycetes; Eurotiales; Aspergillaceae.